Diversispora eburnea is the source of this 243-nucleotide messenger RNA. The record is from the annotation of a GenBank genome assembly. NCBI's taxonomy places the organism in Eukaryota, Fungi, Glomeromycota, Glomeromycetes, Diversisporales, Diversisporaceae.
AUGAAAGUAUUACAUACACGAAAACCUGAGAUAUAUAAGGAAAAGAAAUGUCCCUUUUGUAAUAUUUAUGAUGAAACCAAUACACAUGUAUUUAUGUGCAAGGACACUCCAAAUACUUUAAGAAAUACUUUUUGUUAUAUUAUUAAAAAAGUAUUCACACAAGAAACAGAAAAGAAAACUAAUUUAGAUAUGUUAAAGAAAGUACGCAAUAGUCACUUUCUCCAAGUAGAUAUUAGAAGACAA